AUGCGCUCGGAAUUUUCGGCAGCGCGGCUGAUAAAUUUACAUUCGCUCUGCGUCACUGCCCCACUACUAGGAGCCCGUGUAGCUGAUGAUAAGACUUCGGCUGGACAGAUCAUACGGUACACGGUAGUGUCUGUUGGAAUUCCAGGGAGGAAAACGUUAACAAGACUUGCGAAGGAGUGCCAGCGAGUCCGGCUGACAGCAAUCCUCACGUUCAUCGAUCUUUUCCAGAAUGAUUCGCCAAUGAUCUAUGCUAGGCCCGGAUCCAGGGGACCAAAGUCAUCGCCUGCCUUGAGCACGCCGGGUAUCGCUGCCGCUGUCCAUCUAGCUUCUCGAAGCACAGAGGUCGUUUCACCCCGCGGCCUAGUUUGUGAAUUCUUGGAGUGCAGUUUGCCGUCCGCCACGCCCGAGCCUUGA
Coccidioides immitis RS is the source of this 414-nucleotide messenger RNA. RefSeq lists its product as uncharacterized. Lineage: Eukaryota; Fungi; Ascomycota; Eurotiomycetes; Onygenales; Onygenaceae. The record is from RefSeq and is a predicted model, not a curated record. The transcript is spliced from 2 exons. The coding region runs from base 1 to 414 and encodes 137 amino acids.